AUGUCAGCCGUCAGCGCGCGUCGAUCAAACGGCAGCGUGAGAGGCAUCAGCAAUCGAACCAGCCGCCCGGUCGCCCACUUCCCCGACGACCUCCAAAACGGACUGCCAGACCGAGUGAACGGCCACGACCAGUCGUCCGACAGCAGCAGCACCUCUUCUUCUCCCAGCACAACCAACGGCACCAAGUCGCAACGCCCAGCCAUGUCUCGCAAGGCUUCAUCCCCUAUGGCCCCCGCCUUCAUGGUGUCCGCGCCGGGCAAGGUCAUUGUCUUCGGCGAACACGCCGUCGUCCACGGCAAGGCUGCUCUGGCGGCUGCCAUCUCCCUCCGAUCCUACCUCCUCGUCACCACUCUCUCCAAAUCGCAGCGCACUGUGACGUUGAAUUUCCGGGACCUGGGUCUCAGCCACACUUGGGACAUUGACUCCCUCCCCUGGGACGUGUUCCAGCAACCGUCCAAAAAGAAGUUCUACUACGACCUCGUCACGGAGCUCGACCCCGAGCUCGUCGAAGCCAUUCAACCCCACCUGGAGGGUAUUUCCAAGGGCACACCUGAUGAACAGCGCCAAAUCCACAUCCGCUCCGCCUCCUCGUUCCUCUACCUCUUCCUCUCUCUGGGCUCCCCGCAAAGCCCAGGCGCCAUCUACACCCUCCGCUCUCUCAUUCCAACGGGGGCCGGUCUGGGCAGCAGCGCCAGUGUCUGCGUCUGCCUGAGUGCCGCGCUCCUGCUCCAGAUUCGCACGCUGGCGGGCCCCCACCCCGACCAGCCCAGCGAGGAGGCUGAGACCCAAAUCGAGCGCAUCAACCGCUGGGCGUUCGUUGGCGAGCUCUGCAUCCAUGGCAACCCGAGUGGAGUGGACAACACGGUCGCCGCGGGCGGCAAGGCCGUGAUUUUUAAGCGCUCGGACUAUUCGAAGCCCCCCACCGUUAUCUCCCUCCCCAAUUUCCCCGAAUUGCCCCUCCUCCUAGUCGACACGCGGCAGUCGCGCUCCACCCUUACGGAGGUUGCCAAGGUCGGCGAGCUCAAGAAGGCUCAUCCCAUCGUCACCGAGUCGAUUCUCGACGCCAUUGACCAUGUCACCUGCUCGGCGCAGCGGCUGCUCGAGGACCCCACCUUCGAGGGCAGCUCCGAGAGCACCCUGUCACACUUCGGCACUCUGAUUCGCAUUAACCACGGCUUCCUUGUCUCACUGGGCGUCUCGCACCCGCGCCUGGAACGCAUCCGCGAGCUCGUUGAUUACGCCGACAUUGGCUGGACGAAAUUGACGGGUGCCGGUGGCGGUGGCUGCGCGAUUACCCUCCUUCGCCCGGACGCCAAACCCGAGGUUGUUCGCGACCUGGAGCAGAAACUCGCUACUGAGGGCUUCACCAAGUACGAGUCCACCCUCGGCGGUGAUGGCGUGGGUGUUCUGUGGCCCGCCGUGCUGCGCAGCGGGUCAGACGAGGAGGGCGGCGUGGAGAUUGACCAGCAGAAGUUCGAGGAAGCAGAGGGCCACGAGGGCAUCGAGCGGCUCGUGGGCGUGGCCUCGAACGAGAAGCGCGAGGGCUGGAAGUUCUGGAAACGUGCUGGCCAAUGA
Molecule: messenger RNA, 1575 nt
Organism: Penicillium macrosclerotiorum
Lineage: Eukaryota; Fungi; Ascomycota; Eurotiomycetes; Eurotiales; Aspergillaceae
Gene: erg12
Product: mevalonate kinase
Exons: 1
Coding region: 1-1575 (524 amino acids)
Biological process (GO): isoprenoid biosynthetic process; ergosterol biosynthetic process
Cellular component (GO): cytoplasm
Molecular function (GO): ATP binding; mevalonate kinase activity
Source: RefSeq, a predicted model, not a curated record